Molecule: messenger RNA, 8268 nt
Organism: Ctenopharyngodon idella (grass carp)
Lineage: Eukaryota; Metazoa; Chordata; Actinopteri; Cypriniformes; Xenocyprididae
Gene: fstl4
Product: follistatin-like 4
Exons: 16
Coding region: 200-2695 (831 amino acids)
Biological process (GO): regulation of BMP signaling pathway; multicellular organism development; cell differentiation
Molecular function (GO): protein binding; calcium ion binding
Source: RefSeq, a predicted model, not a curated record
GAGAGAGACAGAGAGAGAGCAGCUGAAAUAGGGUGAGCUGGAAUAGCGGGUCACUCUCAGUUGAAGGAUGGAGUGAGAGAGAGCGGGUGUGUUCUUGUUUUUCGCGUGGACUGUGAGGUCUGUGAGUCUCUGGACAUCUAUAGCGCACAUUACACGCAGCAUUUCUGUCUCCGCGCAGGAACACGACAGGCUGACGCUGAUGGGCUGGUUGGGCGUUUGGGCUUUGUCCGUCCUGCUUGGAUCUUCACUAUGGCUGGCUUACGGAGUCCGAGCCGGCGCUGGAGCUGGAACUACAGUGAAGGAGGUUGAAAAGGGACUUCAGGAAGAAAAAUAUGGAGGAGUUGAAAAUAAAGUCAAGCUAAAUGAGGGUCCAUGCAGGAGGACGUACUGUGGCCGGGGUCGGGAGUGUGUGGUCAGGAAUGUAACGGGCCGUGUCGAGUGUGUGUGCCAGGAACGGUGCCACACUUCGUUUGUUCCCGUGUGUGGCUCUGACGGACGUUUUUAUGAGAACCACUGCGAGCUGUACCGCACCGCUUGCCUGCAGCGGAGGAGGAUCUAUGUGGUCCACAGCAAAGACUGCUUUUUCAAAGGCGACACGUGCACCAUGGCGGAGUACAACAAGCUGAAGAGCAUGCUGCUGGAUAUGCAGCCCAGGACCUUCACGGAUGGGGAGGCAAACGCCAUGGACCAGAGGAGGACUCUGGUGGACACCAUGUUCAAGUAUAUAGAUAGAAACCAGGACGGCCGUCUGAGCAGCGAGGAGCUGGCAGAGAUCUCCAUAAAGGAGCAUUUGGAAAACAUCUUAUUGGAGUGCAGCAUGCAAGACCUCCUGCGAUACGACGACUACAACAACGACGGUCACCUGACCCUCCAGGAGCUCUACACGGCCUUCCAGGUGGUUCAGCUCAGUCUAGCUGAUGAUAAGCGUCUGAGCGUCACAACAGUGACCGUUGGCCUAAGCGCCGUGCUGUCCUGUGCCAUUGAGGGCACUCUGAGACCACCCAUCAUCUGGAAGAGAAACGGCAUCAUCCUCAACUUCCUGGAUCUAGAGGAUAUCAAUGACUUUGGCGAUGACGGCUCGCUCUACAUUACUAAGGUGACUACGAUUCACAUGGGGAACUACAGCUGUAACGCAUACGGCUAUGAGGAGCUGUCCCAAACCCACGUGCUCCAGGUGAAUGUGCCUCCAGUAAUCCUGGUCUAUCCGGAGACUCAGGCCCAGGAACCCGGUGUUGCUGCCAGCUUGCACUGCCAUGCAGAUGGUAUUCCAAACCCCAAACUCACCUGGCUGAAGAACGGCCUGGACCUGCAGCCACACGGAUCCAAGCAGAUUUCACUUCUCGCUAAUGGCAGUGAGCUUCACAUCGGUAGUGUGCGUUAUGAAGACACCGGGGCUUAUACCUGCAUCGCUAGAAACGAGGUUGGCGUGGAUGAAGACAUCUCAUCUCUGUUUGUGGAAGAUUCGGCACGUAAGACACUGGCCAACAUUCUCUGGAGGGAGGAAGGACUCAGUGUGGGCAACAUGUUCUACGUGUUCUACAGCCACGGGAUCAUCAUACUGCAGCCUGGCAACUGUGAGAUUCGCAGACGCAUCACGCGGACAGAGAGGAUUCUGGGUAGUGAUGAAGAGCUGUGUCCCAGAACCAUGGGCGUCUCUUCACACGAGUGCGUCUGGGCGUCAGCGGUCAGCGUGAGGGACAAGUACGUGUACGUGACCCAGCCGCUUCACAACAGACUGCUGCUGAUCGACACGCAGGCGCAGAGAGUCGUGCAGGCUGUGGAAACAGACGCCAUGCCCGUCAAACUCUUCUAUGACAAAUCUCACGAUCAGCUGUGGGUCUUGAGCUGGAGAGACCUGCUGAAGUCCCGCUCUACGCUCCAGGUGAUCACUUCUGCAAGUGCAGUGGAGCAGCGUCAGAUCAUUCACACUCCGUUUGAAAGAGUGGAGGAUUUCUACAUCCCUCCCACCAACCUCAUUAUCACCCACGUAAGGUUUGGCUUUGUCUUCUUAAAAUCGGAGGCUGCGGUGCAUAAAAUCGACCUUGAGACCCUCCAUCUCGUCAAGACCAUCAGUCUGAAGAACUACAGCUGUAUUCCAGCCAGCAUGGCCUACACUCAUUUAAGCGGCUAUUAUUUUAUCGAGUGCCAAGUUGAGAACCGUUCGACUCCGAGCCCGCAGCUUCUCAUUGACAGUGUAAGCGACACAGUCAUUGGACCCAAUCCCAACAUCAACGGCCGGCCGUUCGUCUCUCCAGAUGGCCGUUUUAUUGUCUCAGUGGAUAAGCGACGCGGAAAGCUCCAAGUCCAGACCAUCUCCUUCAGCGGCGAGCUGCAGAUAAGCCAUGAAGUGGAUGUCUCGAUUCCACUCGCAGACUUGGAGUUUCAGCCGUCCUUCACAGAGGCCAACCAGUACGUGGUCGUGACCUCUUCAGCUCAGGGCUCGGAGCUGGUUUUCUCGGACCUGGCGACAGGAAGAGCAAAAGCCCUUCAGAACGUCAAGGAUCCGAUUCCAGCCACCAGUUGGCCUUGGGGAGACGCCAAUAGGGUGGUGGUCUCCAGUGGGGUGUUUGGACGAUACUUGGUCACGUCAUCGGCCGAGUCCCUGUUCGUUCUGGACGGCAAACAGAGCGGCCCUCACUGUGAGGUGUCAGAGGUCAAGAGAGGGAACACAGUGGUGUGGGUAGGUGAGGUAUGAGUGGCGUACCGCAGGCCGGUUCUGCAGAGGAUUGCGUCGGCCGACUGGGCCAAAGCUCGGGAAAACCUUUAAGGGAUGCGAAUGGACUUGACCCUAGUAGUGAGUUAAACGAACACAUGUGCGGGUUUCUGUAUAGGUACACACAACAUGCACACACAUUCAACAACAGCGAGAAACCUUAUACAACAAGGGAAUGAAUGAAAACACCCUUCAGUGCAACAGUGAGCUAAUUUAAUGAGAGAUGUAAAUUUUUUGCACUUCCUUGUUAGCAGAAGUAGUGUUAAGCAGCAGACGGGUUAGGUGAUGUUUGAACUAUGCACAAUGCUUUUUAAAGUUUUUCAGUGUUUUUCUUUUCAUUGUGUUCACUUGUGAUAUACAGUCACUGCAGGAAAUGUGUCCAUCAGUGUCACGUCUGUUUAUGUCAGUGUAGAAGAUUGUGUUGUUUGCAUCGUCCCAGUGUUUCUGACUACACAUUUCAACAGCUUAUUGUUUGUUUGUUUUUACAGUUAUUAGUACAAUGCUUAAUAAUAAACAUGUUACAGUAACAUUUAGCAGUUUCCUCUUUCUAAGCCGUUUAAAUGAGAUGACUACUUUCUGUUGUCCUGAAGGCUUUCUGUGUAAGUGUUUGGUUUUUAUGGAGAUACACUUUGGGGACACAUUUGUCAGUUAUUAGUACAACACUUAAAAAUAAACACAUUACAGUAACAUUUUCCUUUUUUUUAAGCACGUGUUGAAUAACUUUAAUCUCAUUGGUGCGACAUCGCCCCAUGAAGCAUGAUGGCAUACCGUGGAAGCUAAAUGAUACCUGGAGCAAAUGGCUCAUUUCCACUGAGCGGUACGGUUCAGUUCAGUUUAGUACAGUACGAUUCAGGACGGGAAACUCUGAUCCGUCUUGCAUUUCCACCACCAACAGUACCCUUACUUGAUAGGCGUGGUGUAUGCUUGAAAGUAGCGAUCAACAUCAUUCUCGUGGAAGAAGAAAGUGACAGUAAACAACAUUGCACAAACAAAGCUGCUGUACGUCCUCCAAAGGCUGAAGGCUGCAAGGAAAAACAGCCAAAAAGUACACAUCGUGUUGCAAUGGUAUUGUGUUGCUAUUUCCCUUGUAGCACACACAAGUGACGAUUCUCUGUCAACCAAUCAACGUUCUGCAGUGAGUGUUCCCUUUCAAGGAGUCAGAAUGUUGAUGCUAUGGGAACAUUAAUACCCACUGCACCAUACUGACAAAUGCCUGUCCUAGUGUGAAUCAUGUCGAGCACAGCUUAGGACAGAAGCACUCAUAAGACCCUGGUGCGGAAUCCAAAUCCCGGCUGUAGAAUCUGAUGAAUGUGUGCUGAGAGGCACAGCCCGCCACAUCACACAUCUCUUGGAGGGAAACUCCUGACAAUAAAGCCUUAGAAGCAGCCAUACUCCUAGUAGAGUGGGCCCUUACGACUAGAGGUGAAGGAAGGUCACGCUGUAGAGCCGUAGUAAUAGCCUCAACAAUCUACUUGCUUAUUCUUUGUCUGGAUGACGAGGAACCCUGUCUGUUUGAACCAAAGAAUAACAGCAUCUGGUCAGUCUUACACCACUGGGCAGAGUGGUGGACGUAACCCUCAAGUGCACUAACUGGGCAAAGCAAGUUAAGUUUCUCUCGGUCCACCAACUGGAAUGGAGGAGGAUAAAGGCCUGCAGAACAACUGAGCGUGCUACUGUAUGUUAGUCUGAACUUUAGGCAAGUAACAUGGUCUCGGACAGGGGUAGGCCAGUUCAGUCCUAGAGAGCCGCUGUCCUGCAGAGUUUAGCUCCAACCUUAAUCAAACACACCUGAACAAGCUUAUCAAGCUCUUCAGGAUUACUAAGGCUAUAGGCAGGUGAGGUUUUGUUUUCAGGGUUGGAGCUAAACUCUGCAGGACAGCAGCUCUCUAGGACCGAACUUGCCUACCCCUGGUCUAAGGUUAAGAAUUGACCCUACCUGGAGCAAACUCUAGGCAGGAGGAGGCAACAGAGAAGGCCUGCAGAUCUCCUACCCUUUUAAGAGAGAUAAUAGUGAACAAGAAGCUGUCUUCAACCUCAACAACAACCAAAUUCCCUCCAUUGGCCCUCUUUAUAAGAAGUGCCAUGGGAUUUUUAAUGACCACAGGGAGUCAGGACCUCGGUUUAACAUCUUGUUACAGAUGUGUACUUGUUACAGUACAGUGUCCCCGUCACUAAGCCGGGGUGUUAGGACCCAUACACAGACCACAGGGUGAGCAGCACCCCCUGCUGGCCUCACUAACAUCUCUUCCAGCAGCAACCUAGUUUUCCCAGGAGGUCUCCCAUCCAGGUACUGAGCAGGCGCAACCCUGCUUAGCUUCAGUGGGCAACCAGUCUUGGGCUACAGGGUGAUAUGGCUGUGGCCAAAGGCAUAAAGUUUCCUCAUGGAGGGAGCUUUAGAGUUUAGGAUGGUCUCAACAACCUCUGUUGAGUUCAGGAGUUGACUCCCCUCAGUGGCCAAACCCACAGCUUCCACAUUUCCGGCCGGGGGUGAUAGAUUGUGCCCUCGGCCUGUGACAGGAGGUCCCUCCUGAUGGAGAGCCAUUCAGGAGAGGCAUCAGAGAUGGCGUAGAGAUAGCCAUCUCGGCCACGUCUGCACCGUGGCGUCCAACUAAAGCGGAGCUGAAUGCAUGAGGGAAAACCAGAGCAGACACUGCAUCAUCUCAUGAGAUGCAAACAAGUCCAUUUCUGCCUGGCCAAACUUUCUCCAAAUCAACUCCAAAAAGAGUAACACAGAGAGCUUACUGAAGACACAGAAGCUGACGCUGUUUGUUCUGGAUAUCCUUUAUGGCUUCCACGGUACACCGUUAUGUGGUGACAUUGCAACAAUGAGAUGGGAAUGAUUCAACACUUCAACACAGAUGCAAUCACGCAGGAACUUUCCCAUAGGGUCAACAUUCUGAUGCUGCAUUGAGUUCCUAUGAAAGGGAACUGUCUAAUAAACAUACUAUAUAAUGUCUUAAUGAAAAUGUCAAAAUGCAACACAAUAAAAGUCAUUAGAAACAGCCAGCAUGAAUAAAAGUUGUGUGUGGACCAUCUUUUGGCUUUUUUGCAUCAGUGAACAGCAAUUCUAUGGAAGCUUGUUUCCGCCAUGGAAUAAAAAUAUUAAGAUAGAGACUUUUUAUCAUCAAGAGUUAGCACAGACACAGAAACAAGAGACAUUUAUCUUACAAUUCUGACUUUUUUUUGCAAUUGCGAGUUUACAUUUCACAUUUCACAGACUAUUUUUCUCAGAACUGUCAGAUCUAAACUCAUAAUUGCGAGUUAUAAAGUAGGAACUGUGAGAUAUAAAUUUUGCAAUUCUGAGGAAAAAGCCAGCUCACAAUUCUGACAUUUUCUUGCAAUUGCAAGUUUAGAUCUUAAAAUUGCUAUUAAAAAAAAAAGGUAAUUGCGACUUUUUUUAUUCUGUGGCGGAAACAAGUUUCCAUAGAAUUCUGUCUGAACACAAGCCACAAAUAGUUCAGAGCAAACUUUAGUUUUGUUAAAGUAUUCCUACAUUCAUAUAUUACAUUCAAACUUACAGCUGAAGAAUAGAAUAAAGAAUAACCCUAAAAGUAAAGUAUAUUUUUGUUAAAUAGAACUAUGCUAUGAGUUCUACUGUGCUAUAUGUAAAAACAGCAUUUGAUCUGGCUCAUCAGAUUUUUGGAGGUCAACAGAAGACUUAUUAGAGCACUGUUGCACUGAACACACAUCAUCACUACUGAGACGACCACAAGCGCAGCUUUAAAUCACCCUGUUUGAGACAAAAUGCCUAAAUUGGCAUUAUAGUGUGCUUUCAAGCUCAGUCAGAUAUGCAUGACUACACUAUUACUCUAGAAAGGCAGAUGGUUCCUCAACGAGCAUCACACUGGACACGAUAUGAUAUGAUCAGUUUAAGGCCCAAACAAACCUAAUUAAACUCAGUGGGCUAACAACCAUUCAAUAAAUGUGCUCCUCAUAUAUUUGAGUUUGUGUCCUUCACAAACCAGAGUCACAGACAUUGUAAGAGUAUAGUUAGAGCAGUGUGAACAUUGUGUGUCCCAUUUAUGAGGGAAAUGGUUUGAACAAAAUAGAAGUUUGUCACAGGAGAAAUGUUCAAAAUCAUGAACGUGAAAUCUGUUUUGUUCAAGAAUAUACUAGCUGCACACAUUUUGUACAAUAAUACAGUAUGUCUUGCACAUAAUAUGCUGUUCUUUUUUUAAAAAAAAAAUCUGCAUUGUGUGUGUGUGUGUGUGUGUGUGUGUGUGUGUGUGAGCAAGCAAGAGUGUGUGUGUGUGUGUGUGUGUGUGUGUUCACAGUUCUUUUUAGCACUGAAAUUCCAGCCUGACUUUUGCCAGCGAGGCAGAAAUGAAGCAUCUUGUGCCUCAUUGAGUCACAUUUAAGUCCUCAUCCAUUUGUCUUCAUUACACUCUAUUGUCCCUAGGCUGUUUCAGCUUGUUCUUGUCCUCAUCAUGUACAUUUGUUCCUUCAGUGUGUUAUAGACCUCUUCAACACCUCAGCCUCUGUUUAUGUGUCAUGAAAACCUUUAUUAACUGCUGUUUGCAGUUGCCAAUCACUAGGUCAAGAACCAAAGGCUUUAUUUGUUAUUAUUUAUUUAUCAGAAAUUUAAAUCCAUGAGUAUAUUCUGAUAUUUUACUUAAUUGAGUGCAUUUUUCAAAUUAAUAUGGCAUUUCCUUUUAAAGUUGAGCUGUCAUGAUGUUGGUCAGGAGCAUCAGAUAAUAAGAAUGUUUGUGUGGUGUAUUUGCUCUGGCUUUUAUUGCUUAAUUAUGUGUAUGUGUAAGAUUUGUUUCUCCCAAAGUACAUUUCGUUUGGCGAAUAAAACCUGAUCCUUAAGUGUGUAUGUUAGCAGCACUUAUUCUUCAGUUUGAUUCACAUAGACAUUAAAUUCACACUAUUACACCAAAACACUCAACAUUUACAUUUCAAUCACAACAAAAUGCCAAGGGCCUAAACUCAAUGACAAGAAAUGAUUUAUUUUCAUUUAUUUGAAAUAACCUUUAACAGUCUUUUAGCUGUCUUUGUGCUGGUUAAUCUAUAUCUCUAUGCAACACAGUUUUCAGCAUUAAUGCAAUAACUGUUGAAAUGUUGAUGUUUUGCAACCCAGUAAUGGCAGUAAUUGCUACCUUUUUUCUUUUCUUUAUUUGAUGAUUUUAUUGAUUUAUUUGUGUCUCUCUUUGUAGUGUAACUGACCACACCAGCAAUGUUCUCGUCUCGUUCUCAGCUUGUCUCGUGGUCAAUCAGCACCAUGUUUUGUUCAUUUGUGUGUGUGUGCGCGUUAUGUUAAUUUGAUUUAAUACGUUGUAAAAUUGUGAAAUGUUACACUUUUCGGGAAGAUAGUGGCUUUACUUAAUUCACAGAUGUGCUUCAUGGGAUGUAGAACAAAGUUGAAAUGUCAUGGUCAAAAUUUUAGUGAACUAAGUAUCUGUUAACCUGUAACAAACAUCCAGAUUCCUGAGGUCCCAGUACACCCAAGUGAUUUAUUAGCAUUGGUUGUGUAGAUACUUUUAUUGUAUAAUGUAAUAUAGUGUUGCCUGGGAUAUAUAUUUCUUCCAGUUUUACAAUAAAAGAUGAGACCCGAA